AUGUCGGUAACGGCAGAAAAUGAGUGGAAACAGCUUUCCGAUGAGUUCAUCAAAAUCGAGAAAAAUCACGAAGAAUAUCUAAAAAAGAUGAGAGAAAUUCGAAAGUCUCAAGACUCAUGUUUGAAAGCCGUUAAACAUCAGUAUUACAUGUUGGGACAAUUGAGGGACGAUAUCACCAAAGCUGAAACGAGUCCCAACGCUAGCCCUAGUGAAAGGAUCAAAUCCGCAGAGCUCCGGCAACAGGCACUCGAAAUGCGAGCGCGUCUCUACGAGAUGCAAAAUGAGCUGCCAGUGCAAAACAAUGGAUUCUAUUUGAAUUUGAUUCUUGGAUCAAAUUUGAACGUCUCACUUCUCACUGGCGCCGAGCGAUACAAAUACAAGCAGGAAUAUGAGAACUUUAAAUGGAAGGUGACAAUCUUGGUGCUCUCAGUGCUUCUUUUGAGUUACGUCUUGCCAUUUCGAGUCAUUGAUUCUAUCGGCAAUUUUAUCAUGGUGUGGUACUAUUGUACAUUGACAAUACGAGAAUCGAUUCUUCGCAUCAACGGCUCCAAGAUCAAGGGUUGGUGGGUACUCCAUCAUUAUCUAUCAUGCGUUCUUUGUGGAAUUCAUCUCACUUGGAAAGACGGACCAUGCUAUCAAGAGUUUCGACCACAAUUUAUUAUGUUUGUUGCCUACAUUGGACUUGUUCAAUUGAUGCAAGGACAAUAUCAAAGCGGUUGUUUGAGACGACUUCAUGCACUGGGUCAAGGACAUCAAAUGGAUAUAACUGUUGAGGGUUUUCAAUCAUGGAUGUUUAAAGGGCUUACUUUCUUGUUGCCUUUUUUAAUGCUUGGUUAUAUUUUCCAACUUUAUAAUGCUUAUACAAUGUUUCUGCUAUCACAACGUUGUACAGGCCAAUGGCAGGUUUUUGCUUUGGCGAUUCUUUUUGCGGUGAUCGGAGUUGGAAAUAUCUGGACAACAACUCUCGUUAUCCUCAAAAAAUUGAGAGAAGGAACCAAGUCUGAUCAGAUUACGAGAAAAUAUCGUGCCAAAAACGACCAAAAAAGCGAG
This is a messenger RNA of Mesorhabditis belari, 1050 nucleotides long. The record is from the annotation of a GenBank genome assembly. NCBI's taxonomy places the organism in Eukaryota, Metazoa, Nematoda, Chromadorea, Rhabditida, Rhabditidae.